This is a messenger RNA of Vicia faba (fava bean), 738 nucleotides long. Lineage: Eukaryota; Viridiplantae; Streptophyta; Magnoliopsida; Fabales; Fabaceae. The record is from the annotation of a GenBank genome assembly.
AUGUGGCGCACACCAGUCUUGAAGACGCUAGCUCUAGAGGAGCCUAUCCAGGUAGUCGUGGUCGCGGAAAUAGGUUUAAUAGAGGACAUGAACGAGGUUCGUGGAAACAUGCUCAAUAGAGGAUAUGGACAUGGCCGUGGAAGAUCCACAUCUGGCAAUCGUCCCACCUGUAAAUUGUGUGGGAAGUAUGGCCACUUUGUACCAACUUGCUGGAAUAGGUUUGAUGAGAAUUUUAUGCUGCAUGAAAGCACCAACAGUCAAUCCAAUACUGGAGACAACUUUAAUCAGAAGCAAGAAAGCACCUCAGAUUCUGCAAAAAGCUCGCAAGCAAUGGUUAUGAUGACAACCACUCAAGAGCACUCUCUCCCUUCAGAGCUUGAAUCCCAAUUCUGGUUUGCAGAUUCAUGUGCCUCACAUCAUCUAACUCCCUAUGCUCAUCUUUUACACACAAAACUGUCGUAUGUAGAACCUAACAAAGUUUGUGUUAGAAAUGGACAAAAUCUUACUAUUCAGUCUAUUAGAUCUAUUCACUUCUAUCCUAGGGCUAAUCCUAAUUAUAAAUUAAUUCUUACCAAUGUUCUCCAUGUGCCUUCCAUUACUAAAAAUAUAUUGUCAGUUUCCAAAUUUUCUAGUGACAACAAUGUUAUGUUUGAAUUUUUCUCUAACAAGUGUUGUAUUAUAUCACAGGCUUCUAAAAAAGUGAUUGUUGAAGAAGUCCUUGAUAAGUAUGGCCUAUAA